Molecule: messenger RNA, 444 nt
Organism: Staurois parvus
Lineage: Eukaryota; Metazoa; Chordata; Amphibia; Anura; Ranidae
Source: the annotation of a GenBank genome assembly
AUGCAAAUCAUAGGGAUCCUUUUCCUAACAAUUGCUUUAGUUGAUGGGAAACUGUAUGAGAAAUGUGAACUUGCAAAAGCCAUGAAAAUUUUGGGACUGGAUGGAUAUCGAGGAUACAGUCUGCCAAACUGGGUUUGCACAGCUUUCUACGAGAGUUCCUUUCACACAGACAACAUAAACUUCAACCCUGGAGACAACAGCACUGAUUACGGUAUUCUUCAAAUAAACAGCCGAUGGUGGUGUAAUGAUUACAAAACACCAAGGGCCCACAAUGCUUGCAAGAUUGACUGCUCAGGUAAGUUAUCUGUAUUGUACUGUUUUUUUCAUGACGUAAGAAUGGUUUUUAUUAGGGAUCCACCAAUAGCAAGUAUUUUCAAGAGUACUCGGACUCGUGAAAAUACUCCCGAUACUGUAACUGAAACUUUGUGGUGCAAUUUGCGUUAA